AUGGCAGUAGAUGGGACUGGCUGGCUGAUGUGGCCUCAAGUCCCAGCACCGGCAUGGCAUCCUCCACCCACAGGAGUGGCCCGCCCACCGCCGCACGGUGUCCAUCGCCCCACAGUGCCCAUCGACCCACAUUGCCCAUCGCCCCACAGUGCCCAUCGCCCCAUAUUGCCCAUCGCCCCACAGUGCCCAUUGCCCAUCGCCCCACAGUGCCCAUUGCCCCAUAUUGCCCAUCACCCCAUAUUGCCCAUCGGCCCAUAUUGCCCAUUGCCCCACAUUGCCCAUCGCCCCACAGUGCCCAUCGCCCCACAGUGCCCAUUGCCCCAUAUUGCCCAUCACCCCAUAUUGCCCAUCGGCCCAUAUUGCCCAUUGCCCCACAUUGCCCAUCGCCCCACAGUGCCCAUCGCCCCACAGUGCCCAUUGCCCAUCGCCCCACAGUGCCCAUCGCCCCAUAUUGCCCAUCGCCCCACAGCGUCCAUCACCCCAUAUUGCCCAUCGCCCCACAGCGUCCAUCGCCCCAUAUUGCCCAUCGCCCCACAGCGUCCAUCACCCCAUAUUGCCCAUCGCCCCACAGCGUCCAUCGCCCCAUAUUGCCCAUCGCCCCACAGCGUCCAUCGCCCCAUAUUGCCCAUCGCCCCAGAGUGCCCAUCGGCCCAUAUUGCCCAUUGCCCCACAUUGCCCAUCGCCCCACAGCGUCCAUCGCCCCAUAGUGCCCAUCGCCCCACAGUGCCCAUCGGCCCAUAUUGCCCAUUGCCCCACAUUGCCCAUCGCCCCACAGCGUCCAUCGCCCCACAGUGCCCAUUGCCCCAUAUUGCCAUUGCCCCACAGCGUCCAUCGCCCCAUAUUGCCCAUCGCCCCACAGCGUCCAUCACCCCAUAUUGCCCAUCGCCCCAUAUUGCCCAUCGCCCCAUAUUGCCCAUCGCCCCACAGUGCCCAUCGGCCCAUAUUGCCCAUUGCCCCACAUUGCCCAUCGCCCCACAGCGUCCAUCGCCCCACAGCGUCCAUCGCCCCAUAUUGCCCAUCGCCCCACAGCGUCCAUCGCCCCACAGCGUCCAUCGCCCCAUAUUGCCCAUCACCCCACAGCGUCCAUCGCCCCAUAUUGCCCAUCGCCCCACAGCAUCCAUCGCCCCACAGCAUCCAUAG
Molecule: messenger RNA, 1140 nt
Organism: Myotis daubentonii (Daubenton's bat)
Lineage: Eukaryota; Metazoa; Chordata; Mammalia; Chiroptera; Vespertilionidae
Exons: 1
Coding region: 1-1140 (379 amino acids)
Source: RefSeq, a predicted model, not a curated record